Molecule: messenger RNA, 1257 nt
Organism: Racocetra fulgida
Lineage: Eukaryota; Fungi; Glomeromycota; Glomeromycetes; Diversisporales; Gigasporaceae
Source: the annotation of a GenBank genome assembly
GAAGAGAAAAAUGACAAUGCAUCUCAAAAAGAUACACCAAUUAAAAACCAAUAUAAUCAAACUCGAGAUACAAACGCACAAAACAUUGAACCAAUGGAUUGGACGCCAACAAAAUCAGAUGGAUCCCUUCCUUCUCCUGUGCGAUCGCGAUCGCGAUCGGGUUCUGAAUCACCUUCUCCUAAUAAGUCGGUUGCUGUCAAUUUAAUUCCGCUUACCGAUUCGAUUACAUUCACUCCUAAAUACUUGCUGUUUACUCCUGAUCAGGAGAUGAAGGGAAAAAAAGAUGUACCUCAUAUACCAAUCUCCCUCAAUGGUAACUCAGUAAUUGGACAUGCUAUAGAUUCGGCGAAAAACCAACCUGAUAGACUUGAGGGACAGACUUCUUCCGGUGCCAUGACGAACAUAGCACGAGUCCAAAAUCCAUCUAUAGAAUCUUCUCAAAAAGCUACGUCAUUAAAUAAAGAAGGAAAGACAGCAGAGAUUGAAUCAAAUAAUAUAGUCCAAAAAGCGGACGAUGAUCAAGUAACAUCUGUCAAUGAUGCUUCAACUUCUGAUAAUGGCAAAAAAGGUUCUACCGAAUCCAAAUCGCAUGAAUUAGAACAUGCUGAAUCGUCUGAAGGAGAUGAACCUGUGACUCCCACCUCAGCAAAUGUUGCACAGACUAACUCUGUAUCGGUGAAACCAACGAAACAUAUAUCAGCUGUUAAACUAGAGAAACGAGAAAUUACAACUAUCGUCAAUAAAACUGAAGUCCACCCCGUAAAAGAAGAGAUUCCUUUCUCUGAUGACUUCAAUAAAGCUAAUGAUCAUAAACCGGUGACCCCAGCGAUCACUCCAGAUUCUAGUCCAAUCGAAGCACCUGCUGACGAUCCAACUAAUAAUUCACAUAGAGUACCUGCGACCGCUGUCCAAAUUCGUGAGAAAGUUUCCUCGCAGGCUUUAGUAGAAACAAAUUCUAAAGUAUCGUGUACGGGUAGUAACGAGAACGUGUAUUAUGUAAGUAACGGGGAAGGUCCAUCUCAUGCCAAUGGAACCGCAAUUACUACCUCUGUUACGUAUCGUAAACGCAAAUUUGACGAAGUAGAUGAUGGGAAUAAUUUAGAGCAAGAGCAAGUGGACAUACUCAAUAAACGAUUAGAAGAAGUAGAAAAGCGGGCCAGUAAACGUAGGAGGUGGGAACUUAUUACCUCUACGGUAAUUGGUAUGGUGGCCGGAGUUGUCAGCCUUGGGGUCGGUGCCUACAUGCUAGGAAAUUGA